Messenger RNA from Talaromyces rugulosus, 1578 nucleotides. RefSeq lists its product as uncharacterized. The record is from RefSeq and is a predicted model, not a curated record. Gene Ontology annotation, molecular function: transmembrane transporter activity. The transcript is spliced from 3 exons. Gene Ontology annotation, biological process: transmembrane transport. NCBI's taxonomy places the organism in Eukaryota, Fungi, Ascomycota, Eurotiomycetes, Eurotiales, Trichocomaceae. Bases 1 to 1578 code for a protein of 525 amino acids.
AUGGCUGCCGAUCAGGACGUCGUUUCGGCCAAAGCUGGUGGAGCCGGAUAUCAAAACAACAACGACUCUAGCUCAUCACAGUCAGCAGACAUUGAUACUUCAAUCGAUUUGGGUAACGAACUCAUCGAUACUUCGAAAGUCGACGAUGUGCUCACCAGAAAGAUGGCACUGGUUAACGCCGCACUUGAUGAGAUUGGCAUGACCCCCUUUCAAUGGAAGUUAUUCUUUUUGAACGGGUUUGGCUACGCGGUAGAUUCACUCCUGGUCGUGUGCCAAUCUAUCGCCCAGCCGGCCGCUACGCAAGAGUUUGGAAACCCUAGCAGAUACAUUGCUGGCAUUUCUCUUGCCUCACAAAUUGGACUUCUUGUCGGGGCUGCUGUCUGGGGGUUCUCAGCAGAUGUCAUUGGACGGAAACUCGCGUUCAAUACGAGCUUGUUUCUAUGCGCUGCAUUCGUCCUGAUUGCUGGAGGAAUGCCUAACUACAUAUCCUUCGCUGCCAUGGUUGCCAUAUAUUCGGCUGGAGCGGGAGGAAACUACAUUCUGGACGCCACUAAUUUCCUCGAAUUCCUCCCCGUGUCGCAUGCCUGGCUUGUCACUUUUUUAUCUGUGUGGUGGGCUGUUGGGUACACGAUCACUGGACUCUUAGCAUGGGCUUUUAUGAGUAACUUCAGCUGCGCAAGUGAUGCCGUGGUGUGUUCUCGAACGGAUAACAUGGGAUGGCGGUAUCUCCAUUUUACCUGUGGCGCCCUGGUACUUGUUCUUAGCAUACUCCGCUUGCUUGCCAUCCGAAUGGUCCAAACACCAAAAUGGCUCACCAGUCAAAAUCGGGACGAGGAGCUAUAUGCAGUGCUCUUAGAUUUGUCAGAGAAAUACAAACGUCCUUUCUCGCUGACAUUGGAAAAGCUACAGUCGCAGGGGCGCGUUCUCCAUACUGACAAGUCUGUGUGGUCCGGUCUUCGCUUGAGGAGUCAUUUCUCUGGCCUAUUUAGCACACCUAAACUAGCUUACUCUACAGUUAUGAUAAUCAUCAACUGGUUGCUCAUCGGAACAGUCUCGCCUUUAUACGGUGUGUUCUUGCCGUAUUAUCUCGCGUCACGUGGUGCCGACACCGGAGAUGGCUCAAACUACACGAUAUGGCGCAACUAUGCGAUCAACCAAGUGGCAGGUUUGAUAGGACCGAUUAUUGCCGGCGUGCUUGUUGAAUGGCGGUGGUUUGGACGACGUGGCACCCUUGCUGUCGGUGCGGCAAUUACUACUGCUCUGCAGCUUGGAUACACGCAAAUUAAAACACCGGCACAAAACGUUGGGGUGUCUGCCGCAAUUUCAGCAGCAUCUAAUAUUUACUAUGGCACUAUAUAUGCAUAUACACCGGAGAUCCUGCCAAGUGCUCACCGUGCUACGGGGUAUGGUCUCUGCGUGGUUCUGAAUCGCGUUGGUGGUAUCGUUGGUGUAUUGGUUGGAAGCUAUGCUAACGUGGAGACGGUUGUGCCAUUGUGGAUUUGUGCAGGGUUGUAUGGGGCUUUGAUUUUUACGAGCUUGCUGCUGCCAUUUGAGAGCAGGGGGAAAAGAACUGUUUAG